This is a messenger RNA of Drosophila guanche, 376 nucleotides long. RefSeq lists its product as uncharacterized. The transcript has 2 exons. Bases 121 to 279 code for a protein of 52 amino acids. Lineage: Eukaryota; Metazoa; Arthropoda; Insecta; Diptera; Drosophilidae. The record is from RefSeq and is a predicted model, not a curated record.
UAUUUUUCAUUCAAUCUUUGGAGCUCUAACCCUUCGGACUGUUUUGUGAAAACAGCAAAAUAAAACCUAAAUUAACAACGUUCCGCCUCUUCUAAACAAAGACAAAAGCAAUUUACGAAGAUGUGCAGCUGGCCUUGUUAUCCCUCUGCCGCCCUCUGCCCUUGCGGUGGUUGUGGACCCAGUGGCUACUACGAUCCCUGCUUUGGACCCUACAAUGGUCCAUUUAACUCCAGGUGUGGCACAAGUGGUCCAGGAUUCUGGGGCGGACGCUGUUUCUAGUCGUCGCCAGGAUGAGAAAGAUCGAUCGUCUUCACAUGCAACAGUCGGGAGGGUUUAAACAUUCAAAAAUUCAAUAAAAUUAUGUUUCAAUUCUGUU